CGCGCAGUGAAUUGUGCCGGACCAUUGUACGACGACGAAGGCGACGCGGCGGCUGUAAAUCGUCGGCCGACACGUAAAUUGUAAUCGCGAACUGUGCACGUCGUUCCUACAACGGUCCAAUCGAAUUAGUGAUCGAUCGCAGUCGUUAUUUCCGGUUGCCUGUCCUCCAUAUCCGGACCAUCGCCGCUUCCUCACGGCUGCCGCAGCGGGUUGCAGAUCAGCCGCCCACGCGUGCCAUAUAGCCGUAAACACUCUGUUGCAUUAGUGACUACUGACUAGCUACGACUGGCCACAGGACGCGGUGACCGGUGCAAUCGUAGUCAUGGGUUCCAAAAAGCCGAGCACGUGGUCCGUGACGCUCAAGAGAGACGGCAAGUCCCAACCGUGGGGCAUUCGGUUGGCCGGCGGAGCGGAUCUCAACACGCCACUGAUCAUAACAAAGGUCUACGCCAGAUCACCCAGUGAAAGUAGCCUGAGAGUAGGUGACAUCAUACGGAAGAUCGAGGUAUACGACGCUCGAGACUUGAGACAUUUGGACGCGCAAAAUUUGUUUGGCAACGCCGACCAGUCGAUAACAUUAGUUAUACAAAGGGACGCUCCUCAGUUCAACGGCAGUAGCAGCAACAGCAGUCCGAUCCCGGUGACCAAUAACCAUCAACUCAACCAUCAGCAGCACGUCACUGCGCGACCAAUCGGCAACGGUCUGUACGGUUACGAGCGGUCCGCCCAGUCGCCCGUCAACAAUUUCUGCCGCUUCCCGCCGUCGCUGGUCGACAGCGCGUCCCCGCACGACUGGGACGAGUCGCACGACACCGUGGCGCUCGACCAACAGCCGUACAGAACGAACCCGUUGGUUUUGCCCGGAGCCAAGGUCAAGAGGGAUCCACCAAAGACCGAGUCGUACUUACGCCACCAUCCCAACCCGAUGAUGAGAGCGCAUCCGUCACACCACGAUCAACCCAUGGACACGCUGAUGAAACAAAAGGUCACGGACACGGUGUUGCAACGGAUAAGCAGUGAGGAAGCCAGGACAAGACCCGGUAGACAGGUGGUACACAAACAGUUCAACUCGCCAAUCGGCCUUUACUCUGAAGAAAACAUCGCUAAUUCAAUCAAAUCGCAAACAGGAUACACUCCGGAAGAGGAAGAAGAGAAAUAUGGUCGUUUGAGGCACAAGAAAACAGUGCAGUACGAUCCAGCUAAAUCUGAAACGUAUAAGGCGAUCCAAGAAUCAGAACACGGAGACUUCCACGCUCAAGAGAUAUCGAAGCCAGUGCAACCGAAAGUAUUUACGCCUGUCCAAGGAACUGUAAAAAAAGCUCCGAUUAGCAACGGCCAUGGCCAUCAAAAUCAUAAUAAGUUGUCAGCUCCCUAUCAUCCAAAUCCAGGACGUGUAUCUCCACAACCUCAUCCGACUGCGCCACACCCAAAUGCCAAUUACGUUUCCACUGAAGAAAUUCAUCAAAGCGGCAGUUUCAAGCGCUUGAUGCACAUGGUUAUGACCGAAAACUAGGUGUGAAACUCAAAAUAAAUAAA
This is a messenger RNA of Rhopalosiphum maidis (corn leaf aphid), 1536 nucleotides long. RefSeq names its product PDZ and LIM domain protein 1 (gene Zasp66). The transcript is spliced from 13 exons. Gene Ontology annotation, biological process: muscle structure development; actin cytoskeleton organization. The record is from RefSeq and is a predicted model, not a curated record. Gene Ontology annotation, molecular function: muscle alpha-actinin binding; actin binding. Bases 323 to 1513 code for a protein of 396 amino acids. Gene Ontology annotation, cellular component: filamentous actin; adherens junction; Z disc. NCBI's taxonomy places the organism in Eukaryota, Metazoa, Arthropoda, Insecta, Hemiptera, Aphididae.